Molecule: messenger RNA, 1673 nt
Organism: Suillus plorans
Lineage: Eukaryota; Fungi; Basidiomycota; Agaricomycetes; Boletales; Suillaceae
Exons: 10
Coding region: 208-1539 (443 amino acids)
Source: RefSeq, a predicted model, not a curated record
GGGCACUUGAUUCUUGAAGUACAGCAACUUUUACUUUUUCCAAACCCUCCAAGACCACAGUACUGAGCCCCACUGGUUGAAUUAUCGGUGAUCCUUCUGUGCCGCAUUCACCGACAUGUCAUCACAUUCCUCCGUCGACUACUGCACGGGAUUUCGUACAACCAUGAUAGCCAUUUACAAAGACAAAGACCCAACGUUGAUAGAAUUAUGGGAGCUACUCAGCCUGCUGUUGGGGGCACACAAGAUCAGAUCUCAGUGACAACACUUGCUGUACGCCCUCCCGAGAGGGAGGAUGCACCCUUUCAACAUUGUGUUGGGAGUCCUUUGGCAUUUCCAUUACCUCAGGUGCCAAUGGAUUAUCUACCAUAUUCUGCUCAGACAUCUUCGGCAGCACCUAACGUCCAUCAACCAGGAGCAAUUAUUCUUCGCCCAAUCGUUGCAUCGCAAAUCGGUAGGUAUGAAAGGAAUAUCACUCAAAGUAAAGAUUUCCGUGUGUUCGAAGUUAGCCCAGGGCCGAACAAUUUUACAGAAUCAUCAAUGAAAGUUGCCAAUUGGUUACAGCUCACUCACCCUGAGGGCGCUCGCUUCUUCUUUAACUCGCAUCAGAGAGUCUUCACUGAUCAAAAUAUUUUGGAGAAUGACCUUGCACUUGAUAUUCUGGCUGCAGCCGAGCAAGCCAAUCGAAUGGCAGCAGAGAGUGGCAAUGUUUGCGCGACAAUGGAGCUUGCUAUCGAAAAGCUCUCCGAAGGCGUCUUUGGAUACUAUUUUGUAGAUCAUGAAGCACGGAUUAUCUUCUGGCCAGAGAUCGUCAAAUCCAGAGAACUUAUGAUCCAUGUACGAGGUGUCUCGGACAAGAAUCACAUCAGAUAUGCAUUAGAGGCGCAAUACUGGAAACAUUGCACUCUGUUCCCAAACAUGCGUGCCCUCCCUAGACAGGCAGUGAAUUGUUUGCGAGAUAUCAUUGCUUAUGCUCAUGCCGAAUCAAUCACAUCUCAAACAUCCCUUUCUCCCUUCGACUUGGAUGAGCUAUCAAACAUACUCAGUGUUGUUGAUCAAGUGAAAGAUAACAUCGAAAAAGUCAACGAACACUCUGUCUGUAUCGUUGGUAUGAGAUUCAAAUCUAGUCUUCAUCGAAUGUUCAUAUAUUUGUCUCAAACCACAGCUCGAUACUUGGAUAUGUUCUUUCGGGCCAAAUUUGUCAAUUUCUGUGGGCAGCUUGGUGCCCGUCUUGAUGCUGAUCGAUCGUUAUAUGAUAGUAACAGCAAGAAGCCCCACCCCAUCUUCAUUCGUAUUUUGAACGUUGUUCUGUUCAACUCUCCAGCGAUUCACAGCGAAUCCCUUCACAAUAUUUGGGUGGACAAUACCGUGGUCAAACCUAGGUGGAAGAAGUUCAUCAGCCAAUUAAAUAGCGAGUGGAACAGUUUCACUGUGUUUGUAAGUACGUCGUUGGUCUUUGAAUUUACAGACCUGCUCAUUAUGGCAGUCAACUGUGAUGCUUGCUGUGGAUGUCAGUUUCCUCACAGUUCCUGGAGUAGAUAAUCCCUCCAUUCAGUCAAAACCAGCUGUGACGAUUGUCAUUUACCUGUCCACACUUUGUGCAAUGGGCUCGCUCGUGAUCUCUCUUAUCCUAGCGGGUCAGGUCAGCGACAAUAGACGAAGCUCGGCUGACAGUG